AAAUACAGUAAUGUGAGCCAAUACCUCCCUCUCAGCCUAAUCACCCUGAUCCAUUGAGCUUAUUGACUUGACUUGACAUUUGAACUCUGAACCUAGUCUGGCACUUGACUGCUCCUUCUCCCCCAGGGAGCCACCACAGUUAAGGCACUACCCUCCCAUUACCUCCCUGUUAUUAGUUCCGGUCUUAGAGAAGAAGUAAAUACAUUUAUUUAUUUCAUAAAAUUUAUACAAACCUUGAUUGUAAAAAGCCUCCAAGUGGUUUUCAAAAAAUGAGUAAGACUCGUUACCCGGAGGCAGCAUCUACUCAGUGUAAGUGACCAUCCCCACGGCUGUUUUAAGGCAUCCAUUCCUCUUAACCUUGGGGAAAACUACAAAUAGGGGUUUGGUGGUUGUCUUUUGCUCAUUAGUGUCUUGAAAAUACUUAUCGCUCUGACCUCAUGUUUCUCGUAAACGUUGCUUGCAAAUGGGUUUGGAUGGAGUAAGGAAUGUAAAGAUAAUUACAACCCGGCGUGGAAAAUGGGACUGUAAUCUCUCUGCAACAUUUAACAUGCCCCUUGUUGAGUGGGUAAUUGUGUCGGGGACUCGGGAGAAUUGCAUUUGCGUAAUCAAGACAUCUCCUGGGACUUAAAUUGCGGAGUGUUGCUCGUUUAGUCAUUUAUUUCUCAGGAGAGAUCCGCGAGGCUUAGCUGCCUUCGCUCUGCCAGAAGUCUGCAAUUGCGUUCAACUGAUCGCAUCUCGGCUUGAAAUGACAGAUCACAGCUCUCCUGACAUAGCAAGUGAGGUUUUGAAAGAGGGAUCUGGCUGAGCAGCGGACAGCAGAGUCAAUGGAGAUACAUUGGGAACUGAUGCUUGGAAAACCUGGGGAAAUCUGCUUGCCGCCGUGACGAAGACCACCCACCCACAGCCCCUGCUUGAUGUCAUUAGUUAGUGCUGUGCUAGGUGCUCUUUUCAGUUGCAGAAUUGAUUUUGCAAUGCCUCUUUGUGCAAAAACGCUAAGGGGGUGUUUUUCAGACUCUCGAGUCCACAGAUGGUGCAGAUCUUCAGCAACUGGCAAGGUUUGCGUGACUUCUGAACCGGGAUGCAGUGGGAUAGAGACAGUGUGAAAAUACUAAGGCUGACCCUCCAGAAUGACCUUCCUGGGGACAGGCGCGAUCAAGGAAAGCAAAAGCCGGUGGGAAGGGCCUUUGCCAUGGUGGCCAACCGGCCCACAAACAACCAUGCGUUGGCGUCGGAGUAUGUCAAGUCCAACGAGGGCGACGAGGAAAUCAUCAAGGUCUACCUCAGAGCCCGAGCUGAGGACAGGGCCCAGAAUGAAAAGAGCCUCCAUCAGCUGAAAAGUGACGGCUGUCAUCUCCAAGCGAAAACACUGGACAAGCCGAAUGGGAUCCGUCCUCACAGAACUACCUCAUUUCGCAGCAUGUCACUAUGCCAGGAUGAGCCGACGUACCCCGGAGAAGACAUCUCGAUAAUGCGGGAGACCACCAAGAAGCUGUUCACGAAACUGCAGGAGGCCGAGAAGCGGCACCAGUCGGACAGAGCCGCCUAUGAGACAUCCAUUUCCCAUUAUCGGAGGGAAGCCGAACAUUCGGGAGCAGCUCUCAGGAGGGCGGAGCUGGACUUGGAAGAGAAGGAUUUGAAGCUGGAGGAACUGCAGAGACUCUUGACAGGAAUGGAGAAGGAGCACAAAACUCUGCUGCAGAAGAUGAGAGAUGACGAGUCGGAGCUGGAGCAGCUGCGGAGCCUCGAGAAGGACAAAGUUGCUGAGCAGGAAAGAUCGGCCAAACUGGAGAAGGAAGUUGCCACUUUGCGGGAGAAGAUCCAUCACUUGGACGACAUGCUCAAGAGCCAGCAGAGGAAGGUCCGGCAGAUGAUUGAGCAGCUUCAAAACUCCAAGACGGUGAUUCAGUCGAAAGACACAAUAAUCCAAGAACUCAAAGAACGUGUGGCCUACCUAGAGGCUGAGAACCUUGAGAUGCACGACCGGAUGGAGCACCUCAUUGAAAAGCAGGCCCAGAGCUCCGGGGUCCACAAUGCAAGGCCCCGCUCCAAAUCAGAGUACGUCAGCAGCAAACGGCUCACCAAGUCUCUGGGCCCCAAACCUUUGCCUCUCAUCCGAGUGCUGGAAACAUGAACUCAAACUCCUCUCCCCCGCUCCCCGAAAAAGGAACCCUCUGCAAACUCGCCGGGCCCUUAGUCCGUUGCCAGCUGCUUCGCCCUUGCUGCUCGCUCCCCAGAGGCAACCAACUCCCUUGUAGCAUGCGGUGGGAUUAUCUGGGUAGCCCCAUCCGCCCAGCAGCAUGGCCUGCUUGAAGCUGCAAAA
Zootoca vivipara (common lizard) is the source of this 2320-nucleotide messenger RNA. It is a transcript of the gene TUFT1, whose product is annotated as tuftelin 1. NCBI's taxonomy places the organism in Eukaryota, Metazoa, Chordata, Lepidosauria, Squamata, Lacertidae. The record is from RefSeq and is a predicted model, not a curated record. Gene Ontology annotation, cellular component: intracellular anatomical structure; I band. Gene Ontology annotation, biological process: intracellular signal transduction.